CUUCCUGAAUCUGUGGUAAAAAUCUUUAGUUACUUUAGUGCGAUUUGAACAAAAAAUAGUUCCGGAAUAUUUCUAAUGCAAUGAAAAGCUAAUGAAAACCUUUAAUAUUUCUUUCUUAAACAGGCAUCCAAUGCGAUAAACUCUUCGAUGAUGACGGUAAAUUUGCAGCUUGCCGAUUUUUUUCAAUACGUCGGAGGAGGAAGCAGGUUGAUAGUCGAAGGUGAACGGGUGUUUCAAGCUAACCACUUGCUUCUUGUCGGAGUUCAAACCGUGCACGAGGACGGCUUUACCAUAUUUGCGACUUGUUUGAAGUCAUCAUCACCUAGAGCUGAUCCACACAAAAUUUCCAUCCGCACCAGACCUUCCUUUGAAAAGUGGUCUUUUCAGUGUUCGUGCAAAGCUGGAAUGGGAAAAUGCAAACACAUAAUGGCCGUUUUAAAACAUCUUCUAAUGGGUUCCCUUCAGUUCCAUUGCUUACAGUAACAGAUUUGCAACAAAAGUGGGGUAAAAUUGCAGAAAAAGUUGCUGACGAUAUGUACAAGACAACACCAUUGACCGCAUUCUGCAAAAAAAUGACGAAUACAAAAGAUACGACUGAAGCUGCCUCGCCGGCGGGUUUGACUCACGAUGAGGGUACCAACAUUCUUCAGCUUUUCGUGAAAGGAUUCCCUGAAAGCGGUCUGGCAUACGAAAAGAAAGGACGAGAAAUGAAAAAUAUUGACAAAAAUGAUGAAUCUGAUGUUCUGAAUACACUUCUCGAUAUAGAUGUGCAAAGUCAUUCUACAGAAUCCAUUGAUUCGUUAAUUUCUAUUGAAGAAAAUAUGACUUGCAGUCUACUUAAAUCCUUCCUGAGAAGAUCGUUUCAUCCUGAUAACUUCACGAUGAUCGAUCGUGAAAUAAUGGAAUUUAUAGGUCCGUUAGAAAAGGAUCUGCAACUUCAUUUCGAAAUUAAUGUGAAAGUAUCGGAAUACGAGUCUUUGAAAAUAUGUACAAGAACUAUAGAACAAAGAGUAUCAUCGCAAUGGAAAAAAGAACGAAGCCGGCGCAUCACUUCAUCCAGUGCAUACUCUGUGUAUACAUACUACACAAAUCAACCCGACAAGAACAAAAAUUGGAAAAGUAAAAUCCUGAGUAUGGUGACACCGAAACAUCUUUCAACACCAGCAAUCGUACAUGGGAUCCGAUGCGAAUCAAAAGCCAUAGCAGCAUAUGAGCGAGACUACAGAAAAAACGUUUGGAGUUGUGGUUUCGUAAUACCCCCACAUAUUUCAUGGCUAGGAUGUUCUCCUGACGGAAUUGUUAUAAACGAAGGGAGAAUAAUAGAAAUUAAGUGUCCAAAAGAAGGGGAAAAAUCAUUGUGUGAUUUAAUUGAUUUUCUUCCCUAUUUUACAAGAUUAAAUGUUUUGAAAAAAAAUCAUCAAUAUUACGCACAGUUGCAACUAACUAUGUUCAUAACAAAAUGUAGAGUAGCAGAAUGAAUAUCCUUGGCCAUUCCGUGUACGACAUCCAGGAACUAUACAAACCACUUUACUAGAAUGCGGUGUUAUAGAUUGAAUCCCGAUAUUUUCAUCACAAGGCUCGUUGCAAGGUUCACUUUGCUUCCACUCGGCCAUUUUCUCCACGAAGCACUGCACUGCAAAUGAAUUGUAUCGUAAUGUUUUUCGCUUUAUUAUUAAAGACAAUGAAUUGACAGAACUGUUUAAUAUAACAGCACUUCAUUUCUUUUCAAGUUUCAUUCAUAAUUUUAUUAAAGAAAUUACCCUAAAAUCUCAGUCCUCCAGAUGCGCCUAUUUUUUCUGCCUCCUACAAACGCUGAAUGAGGCCAGAAUAUUCGUUAUUCACCGUAAUAUGCUGUUUGAAAGCUGUUUAAAGAUUCCUAAAACCAGCAGACAACACAAUCAAAGAAUUACAAUGAGUAAUCACUGUAUCAA
Toxorhynchites rutilus septentrionalis is the source of this 1931-nucleotide messenger RNA. RefSeq lists its product as uncharacterized. The transcript is spliced from 3 exons. Lineage: Eukaryota; Metazoa; Arthropoda; Insecta; Diptera; Culicidae. The record is from RefSeq and is a predicted model, not a curated record. Bases 414 to 1478 code for a protein of 354 amino acids.